AUGAAAUGUCUCCCAUCAAACAAACUCCUUCUCGCCCACGGAAACAUCCUCCACGACUGGCAUGCAGAAAUCGUCGCUAUCCGAGCUUUUAAUCGCUACCUACUGGAUGAAUGCAUCCUCAUAUCAACACCGCCCUACCCAAUUUCAGACAUUGUCCGACAGCGAGUACCCGAAGAAGCCACUCAAUGCACAUCCGAACAGCAACCAUUCACCAUCCGAGAAGACGUCACCCUCUACAUGUACUGUUCCGAAGCACCCUGCGGCGACGCCAGUAUGGAGCUCACCAUGGCAUUACAAGAAAAUGCUACGCCCUGGACUAGCGCACCACCCACCCUUUCCUCUUCAGCAGACCAAGAGCCAUCCGCCCUCCGAGGCCGUUCAAACUUCUCUCUCCUAGGCAUCGUUCGCGCGAAACCCUCACGCCCAGAUGCACCUCCUACACUCAGCAAGUCGUGCACAGAUAAACUAGCCGCAAAGCAAGCAACCUCCCUCUUAUCAUCAACGACUUCCCUCCUGAUCAGCCCGCGGAACGCGUACUUGGAAUCCCUAGUCCUACCAUCCUCUCAAUACGUACCGGAAGCUUGUACGCGAGCCUUCUCGUCCUCAGGCCGUCUUAGAAAUCUCACGCAGAUGCAGACUGGAAACUGGAAAGAAGGGUACCGUUUCCAACCCUUCAAUAUCCUGCCCACAGAGCGAGAAUUCACGUGGUCCCGCCGCGCGGUUUCUGCAGCUGAAAAAGCGGUGUCGAGCAAUCUUUCUGCUGUGUGGACCCCGAGUUGGCAGGAGACGCUUAUUGGAGGUGUGUUGCAGGGACGCAAACAGAUGGAUCCUAGAGGGGCGAGUAGGGUUUGUCGGAGGGGUAUGUGGAUGGAGGCUCUGCGUUUGGCUGGACUUGUUGGGGGCGCAGUGCUUGUACGUGAGACUCUUGGUAGGAAGACGUAUGAGCAGGUGAAGGGGACAGAGGUACUUGGAGAUAGGAAGCAAGUCAAAGACGAUGUGAGAGCGGCAUUGAAAGGGUGGAUAAGAAAUACAGGAGACGACGCCUGGUACCUCGAGGAACCACCUCAGACUUUACCAUAG
Molecule: messenger RNA, 1080 nt
Organism: Pyrenophora tritici-repentis Pt-1C-BFP
Lineage: Eukaryota; Fungi; Ascomycota; Dothideomycetes; Pleosporales; Pleosporaceae
Product: tRNA-specific adenosine deaminase
Biological process (GO): tRNA wobble adenosine to inosine editing
Molecular function (GO): RNA binding; tRNA-specific adenosine-37 deaminase activity
Source: RefSeq, a predicted model, not a curated record